Messenger RNA from Limanda limanda (common dab), 4678 nucleotides. It is a transcript of the gene hhip, whose product is annotated as hedgehog interacting protein. The transcript has 14 exons. Bases 571 to 2787 code for a protein of 738 amino acids. The record is from RefSeq and is a predicted model, not a curated record. Lineage: Eukaryota; Metazoa; Chordata; Actinopteri; Pleuronectiformes; Pleuronectidae.
AGCACGGGGAAACAUGUGAGCGCUCCGAGGACUUUAGUGACACACAACUUUUUAUUUUUCUUACGUGCGUGUGUGUUUUUUUUUCGUUUUGCACCAAACCGCCGCGCUGCGCUCCUGAGGAAUUACAUCUGACAGGAACCACUCGGCUUCUCUCUGCAGAACACGCUGUUUUUCUUGUUGGGGGGGGGGUUUGACUUCUUCUUCUUCUUUUUUUGUCUGCGUCCAUCAGGAUAAAUUGUGACAUUGUUUUGCUUUUCAUUUUGUGCUUUGAAUUGCUCCGAGUUGCGCUUCAGAAGCAGAAGCAACACUUAUUUAUGACCUGAUGAUUUGUCCACAGCAGUGAAUCCAAACUCGGACACCUGCUCAUUUUGUUAUUUCCUUAGUAAAUUGGCUCGCAGAACUAGAACCCAGAUUUAAACUAUAUAUAUAUAUAACACAAAUAUAUAUAUACCUUACAUUGCAGGUUAAGCUCACUCCUCUGGAAAGGGAGGUGUGGAUUUUUUUUAAACAUUUUUUGGGGGGGUUUGAUUUUUAUGAUUUCUCAUUUUCUAUAAAAAAAAAAAAAAAACUAUGAAGCAUUUGCAAUUCGUGCUAGUCCUGGCCAUCGCGGUGAACGUGUGGGAAUGUGGGGACGCCAAAUUCGGCGAGAGGGGCGAGAUCAGCCCGAGGAGGAGACGCUGCUACGACGGCAGCUCGCCCAAGCGGCUGAAGAAGAGGGAGAGGAAGGUGUUGCUCGACGGCAGCGGCAGCGGCGGCGGCGGCUCCGGAGGCAGCGGAGGAGAAGUCUGCCACAGGUUGUACCCCCGAGUGUCCUGCUGUCCCACCCGGAGAGCCGCCUACCAGAUCCUGCACCGCAGGGAUGCCCGGAUUUUCUCCACCAACAACACAGAAUGUGGACGUCUGCUGGAGGAGAUCAAGUGCGCUCGCUGCUCCCCCAAUGCCCAGGUGUUGUUCCACUCCUCGGACAUGGAUAAGAUGCCACACAGGGAGCCAGACCUGCCGCGGCUCUGCCAGGACUUCUGCCGCGAGUUCUACUAUACCUGCAGGGGGCACAUACCAGAACUGUUUCAAGCCGAUGUGGACGAGUUCUGCCAAUACUAUGGGAGGAGAGAUGCCAGUCUAUGCUUUCCAGAUUUUCAACGAAAGCAACCACAAGGGCAAGAUUCCAACUACUUGGGAGAUGAGAAACUAGAAGAUAUCAGCAGGAAACACAAACACAACUGCUACUGUGCCCAGGAGGUGUUGAGCGGUCUGCGGCAGCCGGUGUCCGUGGUGCACUGUGGGGACGGAUCUCAGCGGCUCUUUGUCCUGGAGAGGGAGGGAACUGUCCGGAUACUCAACCAUGACCUCAACCUAAUCAAAGAGCCCUUCCUGGACAUCCACAAGCUGGUGCAGAACGGCCUGAAGGGCGGAGAUGAAAGGGGCCUGCUAAGCCUGGUAUUCCACCCCAAUUACAAGAAGAAUGGCAAACUCUACGUCUCCUACACCACCAACCAAGAGCGCUGGGCCAUCGGACCACACGACCACAUUCUCCGUGUGGUUGAAUACACCGUUUCAAGGAAAAACCCAAACCAAGUGGACACCAGGACAGUCCGGGUGCUAAUGGAAGUAGCAGAACUGCAUAGGAAGCACCUCGGAGGCCAACUGCUGUUCGGCCCUGAUGGUCUCUUGCACAUCAUCCUGGGAGAUGGCAUGAUCACCCUGGAUGACAUGGAGGAAAUGGAUGGACUAAGUGAUUUCACAGGGUCCGUACUCAGGGUAGAUGUGGACACGGACUGUUGUACGUCACCAUAUUCAAUACCACGGGACAACCCGUAUUUCAACAGCACCAACCAGCCACCUGAAAUCUUUGCCCAUGGAAUACAUGACCCAGGCAGGUGUGCAGUGGAUCGUCUUCAGACAGAAAACGGCACUGUCCUAAUCCUCUGUACAGAUGCCAGUGGCAAAAACACAACAUCAGGAAGAAUUCUGGAGAUCACCAAGGGGAAAGAUUAUGAAAAUGAGCCCUCUGUCUAUGACCUGCAGUCCAGUGGGGGGGCGCCACCUGUGGGAGGCUUCAUCUACAGGGGCUGCCAGUCAAGAAGACUGUACGGCAGUUAUGUGUUUGGAGAUAAAAAUGGUAACUUGCGGAUCCUCCAGAAGUCUGUGUUGUCAACAUCAGCAAGUGGUGAACAGUGGCAGGAGAAAGCUCUGUGUCUGGGCUCAGCCGGCUCCUGUGGCUCGAUGGUUGUGGGACACAUCUUUGGUUUCGGAGAGGACGAACUGGGCGAAGUCUACAUCCUGGCAAGCAGUAAAAACAUGGCACAGUCGCAUAGUGGGAAACUCUUCAAGUUGGUGGAUCCCAAAAGGCCUCACGCCCCUAAGGAGUGCCAGCGUCAGGUGGAGCCUCCAGAGCUGCUGAUGACAGCUUGUUCCAGACACUGUAAGAACGGACACUGCACUCCGACUGGCAAGUGCUGCUGCAGCCCAGGCUGGGAGGGACCAUUCUGCCGAGUUGCCAAAUGUGAGCCAGCCUGCCGUAAUGGAGGAGUGUGUAUGGAGCCCAACAAGUGCCUGUGUAAGAGCGGCUACUCCGGCGCCCAGUGUGAGAAGAGUGAGCGGGGUAUGCCCAACGACCAAGAGAAAGACGCAAACGUCGGCACACGGCCGACUCCACAGGAACAGAACCUCCAAGGGAAUAAGACCAUUUUAACCCAGGACUUUGGAUCUAUUCAGGGGCCGUCUGUUGCCUUACUCAAGAGCCCCCCCAAAAAAUGGAGUUUGAGGCAUUUCAGUGGAGACAGUUGAUUGUUCAGGAGGAGUGGUGUGGCUCAAGAUCCAAUUUGUGUUCUUGGUCCCUUCAAAAGCCUGCAAAAUAGAUGUGUAUACACAAAACACAGACUUAUAAGGAACCCCAGCUUCAGCUGUAAAAAGCUGAGAAGUCUCUGAGAGUCAUGGGUCAGAGCCCACCGUGCUCAACUAUUCUAAAGGCACUAACACAAGAGGGAUAAAACCAUGUUGUCUCACUUUUGAUGUUGUAUUUAGUUUGCGGGCACAUUGUCAUAAAAAGCUAUAACAGUAUACUGUGUGUAUACUUUGUUUUGCAACACUCUUUUGCUAUCAAUGUACAGAAUAGAUCUACAACAGAGGACUGUUACCUAAUGCAGGAAUCGGAACGACUGAGUGAGAACAUUGUACUUUGUCAACGCCAGUUUCAUACAAUCUGAAUGGAGUUAUUAGCUCCCAUGCACUGUAUUCAUUUUUGUUUUAUUAACUUUAUUAUUCAAAAUGAAUUUAAACAUUUAUUAAACGAGCAAUGAGAGUAGUUACACGCAUGCACACACACGCACACACGAACACACACACACACACAAACACACACACACACUAGAACAGGUAUGGUUCAACAAACUCCUUCCAUGGUGUCACACACUGAAACUGAACCCGGACUCAAAACUACAAAGGGAAGAGAUAGCGCAGUGAUGUAUAUUUCCAAUAGAGCUUACCUAAGUACUACUUAGCAUUGCAAAAAAAAACUAUAGCAUUACUAUUGUUAUCAUAGAGGAGGGUUUAUUUUUUUAAGCGUAAUAAUAUAUGGGAGAGAAUGGUGUUUAUAGAAAGCAGUUUUACACUAAGCUUGUCAGUUCAUGUCAUUUCAUGUUGUACUUAUACAUAUGCAGCUUUUCAAUAAGAAAGACACGUGAGGAUACAAUUCUUUCUACAUUUGUUUUAUUCCAAUAGGAAAGUAAUGCAUGUCUGUGCCUGCCUUGAGAACUUCACAGCAGUUGGCUGAGUCCAUCUAAUUCUUUCCCCCUGACACAUGAUUUUAUUACGACUGUCAGAAACGUGUCUUUGUUGUGAGAUGUUCAAAGAUGCUGUCGGGCCACCAAGUCAUUGUGGAAGCAGCUCGGAGUCAGAGUCAGAUCUUAUCUGUGCAGAGCAGAUUUCAAAUUUACCUGAGGGUCUGUCUAAUAGAGAUAAGCCUGACAAAAAUGGCAAGAUUGAACGUUUCCCUUAGAAAACAGUUAAACACAGGCUGGGAUUGUCUGGACCCACAUCAAUGUGUUAAUGUGUUAAUUUGAUUCAUUCAGAGCCAUUCACAUGCAGCACAAACACAUGCAGGCCAAGUUUACCUGGAGACUAAUUACAAAUCUUACAACAAACUUUACAUUUGAUCCUUUGCCAUUUCAAAUUCCUUUAAAAACAUACUUCACAGAACCAUCAGUUAUUGUUUUUAUUGGUUUGAAGGCAAAUACUUUAGAUUCUGCUUCCUCCCCGACUUUUAUUUGAAAAACAGUUCCCAAGUAUAAUGAUUAAUUGACGCUCAUUGUCCAUAAAAGAUGUAUCUGUUGUUCAUCUCCCGCCUCACUUUUGUUUGCUGAAAUAAAACUCUACCUGGUCGAAAUGAGUCAAAAUGGAAUUCAUGCUGUAAAAUGGAAAAUUAUCCUUUUUUUUUUUAGCACUUAAUGUGAAAGUUGCAUUGUAGCUGCUGAGACGGUGUGGUGUGAAUAGAAUAACCAUUUUCAUUAUUUAAGUAGUUACACAAAUAAAAUAAUUAUUUAAGUUCUCUAUGUUGUUUUUACAUUGUACUGUAUGUGACAAUUUUUUUAUUCCUGUAUUGUAAAUAAAACUAGGGAUAACUUUGUUUCUCUUCAGAAAUAUCAAUAUGUCUAUUAAAAUUUAUAGCAUGUCUGAAAAA